UCCGUCAACCGUACAGUAUCCGAUUGAAUAAGCGCCAGCGUGGUCGUCCGUUAGUGCCAAUUUCCCAAUAAUUAGAACCGCUUUAUAGUGAUUUGUGAUCGCCCGAGAAUUGUGAUAUUCAAAAAGCAAGGAAAAAUGGUGUCCCGUGUUGCUGCUACCCUGUUGGUUGCCCUGGCCAUGUUUGGAUCCAGCGCGCUUGCCCGACCAGGAUAUGCCGUGGAUUACUAUGAUCACCCCAAGUAUGCCUUCAACUAUGGAGUAGCAGACCACAGCACUGGCGACGUCAAAUCCCAACACGAAACACGAGACGGUGAUGUUGUUAAAGGUCAAUACUCGCUAGUGGAACCGGACGGUUCUGUGCGCACCGUAGACUACACAGCUGAUCCAAUCAAUGGAUUCAAUGCUGUUGUGUCGAAAACCGCCCCGCUGAUCCAUCACCACGCCCCGGUAGUGAAGCACGUUGCUCCAAUUGUGAAGCACGUCGUUCCCGCGCCACUGCCGGCCCACAAGGUGGUCUACGCUCAUGAGCCAGUGGUACAUGUAACCAAAACAUCCCACUACGCCGAACACGAGCCCACCUAUCCCCACUACGGAGACUACCACGAUGGAUACUACGGCCACUACGACGAUAGCCAUUACUACUAAAUAUACCAAAUACACAAGCCAAGAAAAGCUGCCAGUAAACCAGUAGACCCAGUAUGGCUUCGUUCGCCCAACGAAUCGCGAUAGUAUUAAGAGCCAAUCUCACUCUCUCCUCCCAUGGAAAUCGUGUCUCUAUUGUUUGAACCAAAGGCCAAGGUCAUCGCCGGAUCUUGCUCCUAGGUUCACGAAUCCGAACCGCUAAGUGCAACCCAACUAGUUUUAAGCUUGCUGUUAAUGAGUACUCAUACAAAUAAGUUAAGUUCGCUCUUUUACGCUCGCUAGCUGUAUGUAUAUAUGUGAUUUAUCUUUUCCCCUGUGCGUAGCAUUGUGAUUGUUGCCACAAAUUGCACUAAAUUACACACAAAAUACAUCUUGAUCUGUCUGUCUAAUCAUCAACCCAUUACCGGCACUUUUCUCCUCGACAUGACCUUUUGAACGUUUUUCGCCCAAAGAAAUCUUUGUAAACUGUAAUUUUAUUAAAACUGUUUGCUUCUCUCAAGCGAUGUGUUUAAAGCCUGGUUGUUAUUCAUGCCGUUACUUGUUUACGGUCCGAUUGUAGAGUAAAGUUCGAAACCCUGUUUAAAAUGAAAGAAUACAAUGAAAUAAAUGUUUUAUAAAACAA
Aedes aegypti (yellow fever mosquito) is the source of this 1264-nucleotide messenger RNA. Its product is annotated as larval cuticle protein A2B. The transcript has 4 exons. NCBI's taxonomy places the organism in Eukaryota, Metazoa, Arthropoda, Insecta, Diptera, Culicidae. The record is from RefSeq and is a predicted model, not a curated record. Gene Ontology annotation, cellular component: extracellular matrix. Bases 136 to 645 code for a protein of 169 amino acids.